AUGGGUGGUGGCAACGAUUCACCGCAAGGAAACCAGACUGCUGAAACGCUAUCAGCCUCACAGACAGCAUCAAGUCCUUCCACGGACGAGGCACAUGAUAAGACUCUGGUUUCCGAGGCUGGACAAGACAUUCAAUCGGGUGGUGAGUCUGCUGGGUCCGUUGACUCGCAAAAAACACUUGAAGGCACGGAAACCCAGUUACCCGAAGCGUCAGGCAGCAUUGGACCACAAGCGUUACCAAAGGAGUACGAGGUUACUUUCGAAAAGAAUGCAGAAUUUAUGGAAAAUAUCAGGAAUGAGACGGCUAAAAAAUCACCGCUUGUAUGUUGUUCCGAGAGUAUCGAUAGGUUAUACGAAGAGUACCAGAACGGUAGCGAGGUGUAUCAACAAAAGAUCAUGGAUCGCACUCUUGGGCAGGAAGCACUCACCGUUCUGGCCUCCACAAAACCACUUCUCGAAUCGACUGGAUAUCAAUCACUCGUGUACGAAGAUUUCUAUGAUGUCUUCGAGGAACAAUUGAAGGCGAUCGUGGAAGGAGGACGAGAUGAGGACACUUUGCUGUCUGUCUUUCAGACAGAUGAAAUUUCCAAUCAACUCGUCUUGUAUCUUCGAUUUGUCACCGCCGGCUACCUGAAGAAACAUCGAGAAGAUUACGAGCCGUUCUUAGAAUUCGAUUACGGAAUGACGCAGUUUUGUAACAAAUACGUGGAAGCCAUGGACCAAGAAGCCGAUCACGUUCAUGUGAUCGCAUUAACAAAAGCUCUCAAGGUACCAGUAGAGAUUGCUUACAUGAGUGGUUCUAGUGCGAUGGAACAGGUGAAUUUUCACGAAUUUUAUCCCGAAGAGGAAUCAACCAAAGAACAUCCUUUACUAGAACCGUUGGUGUUAUUGUACAGACCUGGACAUUAUGAUAUUCUGUAUCGCGACGAAUAG
Molecule: messenger RNA, 933 nt
Organism: Acaulospora colombiana
Lineage: Eukaryota; Fungi; Glomeromycota; Glomeromycetes; Diversisporales; Acaulosporaceae
Source: the annotation of a GenBank genome assembly